Messenger RNA from Boeremia exigua, 1107 nucleotides. RefSeq lists its product as uncharacterized. Lineage: Eukaryota; Fungi; Ascomycota; Dothideomycetes; Pleosporales; Didymellaceae. The record is from RefSeq and is a predicted model, not a curated record. The transcript has 3 exons. Bases 1 to 1107 code for a protein of 368 amino acids.
AUGUUCUAUCCCUGGGGGUGGCUACUCUUUGCAGCAGCGUCACUUGUGUUGGUAUCUAGUACCAUGGGGAGGUACUUCAUGAAGGCAUCCCCCACGACUGUGAAGCUCGACUCGAAGGAAAACCCAGAAGAUGCCUACUACAACAUCGAACCCCUCGUCGACUUCGACCUCGCCGCCGAAGAACCCAUCCAAGCCCGCCCCUUCAAGCCCAAAUUCCACAUGACCAUGGCCACCGAGAACAUAACGCUCUCCAACCUCCUCGCCAUGGACAACACCUACGCCUCGCGCCUCGCCCUCCGGCGCUCGCUCGUCGCCACCCACCGCCCUGAAAUCAUCGCCGCCAACCCGCGCGCCGCCCCUGCUAUAACCGAACUCUACGCCUGGCUGACCCAGACCUACCUCCCCACGCGCCACCCCAGCUUGUACACACUCACCCCCUCCGGCCUACGCAACCACACCACAUCGACCACGCUCCCGCUCGCGCCGACCCCCGACGCCGCCCUCGAACACCUCGCCACCAACAUCGACACCGACUUCCUGCUCCUCCUGCCCAGCUCCGCCCCCGCCGACGCCGGCAAAUACCGCCUCGAAGCCUUCGCCACCUGCUUUCCCUCUGGCUUCCGCACCGCCUCGAAGCUCGGGCUGCUGCUCGCCGACAUCCACGGCCCGGUGCCCCACUACCGCGCCAAACUCGAGUUAUCCAUGGACCGCUUCUUCGCGGCCCUGCCUGUGGGCAAGAUCGUGCGUCGCUGGAACUGGGCCGUGAGCACCACGGGCGAUUUGUUCUGUGUCAGCGGGAACCACGCGACGGCGGCGCAGGCCGCGGCGGAGAUUCAGCGCGACGAGGUCGAUCUCAGGACCACGUUUCUUAGGUGCGAGAGGCAGACGCUGCAUCGCUUGCCGGCGUCGCGGGCGCUGGUGUUUGCGUUCAAGACGUAUCAGUAUCCGAUUGCGGAGGUGAGGAGGGAUAGUGCACGGGAGAUGGCGGAGGCGAUUGACGGGCUGGGCGGGGGGAGUGCGCCUGAGAUGCGGGUUUACAAGCGGGAGGUUGUGUGGGGGGAGAAGGUGAAGGCGUUUUUGAGGGGCGAGAUUGGGGAGGACGACUGA